Molecule: messenger RNA, 1002 nt
Organism: Eremothecium gossypii ATCC 10895
Lineage: Eukaryota; Fungi; Ascomycota; Saccharomycetes; Saccharomycetales; Saccharomycetaceae
Gene: PDP3
Product: Pdp3p
Exons: 1
Coding region: 1-1002 (333 amino acids)
Source: RefSeq, marked provisional
AUGAACAGUAAGGACAUUAGGACGGGGGAUAGAGUACUGUGCAAGGUAGGAGAUUUUCCCCCCUGGCCCGCAGUGGUGGUGCCACAGCGGUUCCUGAGCAAGUUGGUGUACUCAGGCAAGAGAUCGAAAAGCUAUGUGUGCGUAGCGUUUUUCAACGACGAUUCAUAUUACUGGAAGGAGCCGCGACAUCUCACGCUAUUGACGGACAAGAUGUGCACGGAUUGGAUGAAAAAUUCAAAGUCGAAGGACGAGGCGCUGAUCGGGGCCUACCAGCAGGCUAUUGAAUACAAGCGGCUGUUUGAUUUCAUGAAGGAGCGGUUAGUCCAGGAGGAGCGCGAGGAGAUUCUGGAGGACGUGAAGGAUAUACCUGCUGGCGAGGAUCCAUUCGAACCAAAACCGACGACUCGACGCACGGGCAGCACCAAGUCAUCGGUCUCCAGGAAGCGGGCCAGAAGUGUUUCGGCGCCAGGCAACUCAGCUCCGUUGUCUCAUACCGACGGUCUGGGCCCUGCGGGCGACACGAAGGCCGCGCACCCCAUAUUAGCAUCUGCAUCGUCACCGUCAUUCUCCAAGACCUCGUCUUUGAGCAAACGUAGGAAGCUGGACUACGACAAUCGGGUCAGCAUAGCACAGCUGCUGCGCAACAAGUUGCAGCGCAAUUUGGUACAGAGAAACGAACCUCCAUCUGAGAAGGAAUACAAGGAGUCUGAUAGAAUGUUCAGAACGAUAAUAAACAAGCUUUCUAACGAUCCGCCCUUUUUUGACUACAAAGCAUUACGCGUUUCUAAGCUUUACAAGUUACUUAAGGUAAUUGCGCAGGAUGAAAACCUUGCCCGCUAUCAUGAUGAUUGUAACAAAAUCUUAGCGACUUGGGCACCGCUGAUAGUCCAGAUCAAGCAGGAGAAGCAGAUGGCUCAGCAGCUGGAUACUUCCACCACAGACGAUAUCAGUCUUGUAUCCGACGUCAAGGUAGGCGAACAAUCUUCAAAGUCACUAAAUUAG